AUUUGGACUGCUGAGACCUCUGAGAAUGUUCAUUCAAAAACAAAGUGAGACCGCAAUGGUUUGAGCCACUUGCGCUUCGGCGUGGAGUUUGCUUGCACAUUGUUGUCUACAAGCCAGUGCAGGAAGCCAUGGACCGCACAUACUUCCCAUCUGUUAUUGUGCUGCUGAUUGUUGCGGCAAGUCUGAGAGGCUGCUGGUCCAAAUCUCCCAACAUCAUUUUCAUUCUUUCUGACGAUCUGGGAUAUGGAGAUGUGAGUAUUUCUGCAAUGGUGAAUCGUACCAAUGAGAUACCCACACCGAACAUUCAGCGGCUGGCUGACGAAGGAAUGAGGUUUCUGCGUGGCUACAGUGGUCAAGUGUGCGCACCGAGCCGCUGCACUCUGAUGACUGGCAAACACCUGGGACAUUGCAGAGUGCGAGGCAACGGCGGGGCAUACACUCCGUUGCGUAAAACUGACGUCACUGUGGCGAGCGUCCUGCGGGAGAAGUACACCACUGGUAUAGUGGGCAAGUGGGGCCUGGGCGAUUUCAACUCAUCUGGGUAUCCACUGGAUCAAGGGUUUGACUACUAUGUGGGUCAAGCCAAUCAGAUCGAUUGUCAUAACUGGUACCCUGAGGUCAUACAGAACAACACAGUCGGAAACUGUCCAGUACCCCUGAACGCUAAUGCAAGUCAAACAACGUGCGGCGAUCACCAUUCUAAAUGUACAUGGGUGAAUGACUUGAUGAGCAGGGAGGCCGUCGACUUUAUCCGCCGAAACGGACAGCCCAGCGCCGCCAAGCCAUUCUUUCUUUACUUCAGCACAACCACACCGCAUACAGGAUUUCUGGCCGGUGACAAAUCGACAUACGCCAUUCCGGCACCGUACGAUUCCCGGUUCCACUAUGCCGAUGACAUGCUGUCAAUGUUUGCCGGCGCAACGAGCGCCCAAGAUGACUUUGUUGGAGCCGUGCUGGAUGAAGUCAAGUCACUUGGCAUCGACCAAGACACUAUCAUAUUCUUCAGCGGUGACAACGGGCCCGACAGCCACCCAUUGGGUUUCUUCGACGACCCGGGUCCGUUCCGUGGAAAGAAGAGGAGUCUGCACGAGGGCGGUAUACGACAGACUAUUGUUGCACGCUGGCCAGGUCACGUCACGCCCAACACGACCACUCAACACAUGUUUGCAUUCUGGGACUUCCUACCGACUGCAGCUGAGCUCGGCGGCAUCAGUAUUCCAGCAGGGAUUGAUGGUGUUUCGGCGGCCCCACUGUUGACAGGACGAGGACUGGAGCAGAAGCCACACGAGUAUCUCUACUGGGAGUUCUGCCACGGUGCACGCAUUAAGGGCCUCCUUCCGCAGCAGUACCAACCCGGCUGGAUUCAAGCGGUGCGCUAUGACGUCAUCGACAAAUAUGACGGCAUCACCGAGUGGAAGGGAAUACGCUCAGACCGGGGUGAAUUGCUGCUCUACAACCUGACCGGUGACGUUUCCGAAACUUACAAUCUAUCUUCCAAGUUUCCCGAUGUCGUGCAGCACAUCGUGUCGAUAAUGGAUGGCGCUCACGUCGAGGAUCCGUACUGGAAGUCCAGCCAGAAUCGCACGGAUAAAUGCUGUGGACAAUGCGGCAGUGAGGCUGGCUGUAAAUAUCCCUGCAUCCUGAUCAACUCAUCAUCGCUUGAUGGAAAGCCACGCGUUAGCCCGCCACUGUACCACAUUGCACCAUACCACCUUGAAGGAACAUGGUAUGCUGUGAGCGAUUACGACGAGAAUAUCACUAGUGAAAAAGAGUUGCAGUCCAUCAGCAUCCAACUCAAGCCAACACAUAAAACACUGACCAUCAGCUCUGCAGACAACUGUUUUCACGAUUCCGUGAUCGUCUUGAAAGCCGAUAGGCAAAGUCGGCAACACCAGGUUCUACUCCAAUCAGGCACAGAUGUGCACACUCAAUGCCAUGGUUACGAGAGAGUUGGCAGUCUCCAUAGAGAUGGAAACACACUCUACAUACACUGGCAUGAUGGCAAAACGGCCGGUUUAUCCUCGUCGCAAUGGGAACACAAGAUCUGGAAAAUGCCCGAUUUUGACUUUGACUAAACUCUACUUCAUUAUUUUGCAUGCACACCUGUUUCAAAAUAUGCAUGUACAGUGUGGUUCAAAAAUAGGUGCCAUGACAUGGUUUUUCGAUUGUCAAGUCACACACCUGGACAUACAACUUAUCGCCUCACGCAAUGCUGCCUCGGUGAUCGAUCGUUGUAAUCGAGAAACGAUCAAAUCCUAGUAUUGCCAAAGAUGUAUUGCCUAUUGGCUCUCAAUCCAUGAUCCUACAUAAAUAUAUUGUCAAACAGUAUUGCAAAUUAAUCAUGACUUUAUAA
This is a messenger RNA of Sycon ciliatum, 2353 nucleotides long. RefSeq names its product arylsulfatase F-like. Gene Ontology annotation, molecular function: arylsulfatase activity. Bases 129 to 2075 code for a protein of 648 amino acids. The transcript has a single exon. NCBI's taxonomy places the organism in Eukaryota, Metazoa, Porifera, Calcarea, Leucosolenida, Sycettidae. The record is from RefSeq and is a predicted model, not a curated record.